AACACACAUCACGUUUCUGAUGAGGUGGCGCGGUUAUACAAUUUUGGCCAGCCCGGGUGGGUUAUAAAAGCUGAAAUUCCUUCAGCACCUUAGUGUGUCUUGUGCCGAGCACUGGGAGAGUCAGGAGGACGCCCAGCCAGCAGCACAGCGGUGUUGGGUGGGGCAGUGGGCAAAGGCACUUUUGCAAGCAGGGUGGGAGCUCAUUCUGCAGGUGGUCAGAGAUGGCGCUCACCAGUCACGUCUCUGCCUGAUUGUUGGGUGCUCCAGGCCCUGGGAGAGCCGACACGGAAGCUCCUCGCUUGAGUCAGCCCCAGUGCAGCCCCUGCAGGCCCGCGGCUGUGCAGAGCUGCCCACGUCCUCUUAAUGAUGGGCAUUGGCAAGAACACCACGUCCAAGUCCAUGGAGGCUGGAAGCUCGACGGAAGGCAAAUACGAAGAUGAGGCGAAGCAUCCGGCUUUCUUUACUCUUCCGGUGGUGAUAAAUGGAGGCGCCACGUCCAGCGGCGAGCAGGACACCGAGGACACCGAGCUCAUGGCCAUCUACACCACGGAAAACGGCAUCGCCGAGAAGAGCUCUCUCGCCGAGACCCUGGACAGCACGGGCAGCCUGGACCCCCAGAGGUCUGACAUGAUCUACACCAUCGAAGAUGUUCCUCCUUGGUACCUGUGUAUAUUUCUGGGUCUGCAGCACUACCUGACAUGCUUCAGCGGCACGAUCGCCGUGCCCUUUCUGCUGGCCGACGCCAUGUGUGUGGGCUACGACCAGUGGGCCACCAGCCAGCUCAUCGGGACCAUUUUCUUCUGCGUGGGAAUCACAACUCUGCUGCAGACGACGUUUGGAUGCAGGUUACCCCUGUUUCAGGCCAGUGCUUUUGCAUUUUUGGCCCCUGCUCGAGCCAUCCUGUCUUUAGAUAAAUGGAAAUGUAACACCACAGAUGUGUCCAUUGCCAACGGGACCGCAGAGCUGCUGCACACGGAGCACAUCUGGUACCCCCGGAUCCGAGAGAUCCAGGGGGCUAUCAUCAUGUCCUCGUUGAUAGAAGUCUUCAUCGGCCUCCUGGGCCUGCCCGGGGCUCUGCUGCGCUACAUCGGGCCCCUCACCAUCACGCCCACGGUCGCCCUCAUUGGCCUCUCAGGUUUCCAGGCAGCCGGGGAGAGAGCGGGGAAGCACUGGGGCAUCGCCAUGCUGACAAUUUUCCUCGUGUUACUGUUUUCUCAGUAUGCCAGAAAUGUCAAGUUUCCUCUGCCGAUUUACAAAUCCAAGAAAGGGUGGACCGCAUACAAGUUGCAGCUUUUCAAAAUGUUCCCGAUAAUCCUGGCCAUCCUUGUGUCCUGGCUGCUCUGCUUCAUCUUCACGGUGACAGACGUCUUCCCACCCGACAGCACCAAGUACGGCUUCUAUGCCCGCACUGACGCCAGGCAGGGCGUACUUCUGGUGGCCCCGUGGUUUAAGGUUCCGUACCCAUUCCAGUGGGGCCUGCCCACCGUCUCUGCGGCCGGCGUCAUUGGUAUGCUCAGCGCUGUGGUGGCCAGUAUCAUCGAGUCCAUUGGUGACUACUACGCCUGCGCCAGGCUGUCCUGUGCUCCACCGCCUCCCAUCCACGCCAUCAACAGGGGGAUUUUCGUGGAGGGUCUCUCCUGUGUUCUCGAUGGCAUAUUUGGUACUGGGAAUGGCUCUACCUCGUCCAGUCCCAACAUUGGAGUUUUGGGAAUUACGAAGGUUGGCAGCCGCCGGGUGAUCCAGUACGGCGCAGCACUCAUGCUGGCCCUGGGCAUGAUCGGCAAGUUCAGCGCCCUCUUCGCAUCCCUGCCGGACCCGGUGCUUGGAGCCCUCUUCUGCACCCUAUUCGGAAUGAUCACAGCUGUCGGCCUCUCUAACCUGCAGUUCAUUGAUUUAAAUUCUUCCCGGAACCUCUUUGUGCUGGGAUUUUCCAUCUUCUUUGGGCUCGUCCUUCCGAGUUACCUCAGACAGAACCCCCUUGUCACAGGGAUAACGGGAAUCGAUCAAGUGUUGAACGUCCUUCUCACCACCGCUAUGUUUGUAGGCGGCUGUGUGGCUUUUAUCCUGGACAACACCAUCCCAGGUACCCCAGAAGAGAGAGGGAUCAGGAAAUGGAAGAAGGGCGUGAGCAAAGGGAACAAGUCCCUGGAUGGCAUGGAAUCCUACAAUUUGCCAUUUGGCAUGAACAUUAUUAAAAAGUACAGAUGCUUCAGCUACUUACCCAUCAGCCCCACCUUCGCAGGCUACACGUGGAAAGUCUUCAGGAAGAGCGACGCCAGCCGGAGUUCAGACGAAGCCUCGCGGGCCACGGUAUAGCCCCAGCUGCACCCUGUGGCCCGGCCACAGCGAGGCUUGUCCCUGUAGUUCCUUGACGAGUAACAAGAAGUAAAAUCUCUGUUUGUAUAUCUGCAUUUACAGUCUGCACCCCAGAGCUAAGACAGGUUGCACCACGCUUCUCUGGUAGGUGGUGACCUGUCCCAUACGGUGUCUCACCUGGCCCCUUAUUUAAGCCCUUGACCCCUUGCCCUUUGAGAGUGUCCACUGCUGGCCAUGGUCACUGAACUUGAUGUCGCGGCCCUCCUGUGGGAGUGGGUGUUCCUCGUGGCAGUCCCCUUCCCCCAUCCAGCACUGGCUGUCCCACUGUCCGUGUCCGUGUCGGCAUCCAUGUCCAGGGCCCAGACGCCCUCUGUCUUGGAAGCACCUGGACUGGCUGCCUUUCCACUUGACCUCAGCCUGCACCUGCAGAGCCCUCCUCUGGCCCACGUCCUCACACUGUCACAACAGCUUGGCGGGGUAGUGCCGUUGUCCCUGCACACCCUAGGAGGAGGCUGUUGAGCUGAUCAAACACAGCAGCGAGGCUGCCCCAUGCCCGGGUGUGGGCAUGAGUAGGGUCUGGACAUUUGUUAAUAGAUGGGAUGCUUUUGGAGGGGAUUGGAGAGAAAGACCCCCAAAGUCCAUAGGAUUCUCAGUUGCCCUUUCUCUGCCUGCCACCCCGACCUCUUCUGGGCCAGCAUGUUGCCUGCUGGCCCCUUUCUGUGGCCGAGACACCCUAUCGGACAUUUGUCACCACGGGCUGACGUGCUGGGUGUAGGGUGCCACACACAGGCACCACUCAGAUCCUGGCUCUGCUGUCACGGGGGUAUUCCUGUUGCGCGCGUCUGUGAUUGCGAGGUUUUCUCCCUAUUUAAUGUUGUUGGCUAUAGCAGAUUUUCGAAAUCAGUGUUUUUUCCAUGUGACCCUCUCCCUGUUACUUGUUGCCCCCAUCCCACCCCCGUCAAGAAAAGAACCAGCAUUUGUAAAGCUGUGGACACCAUCAGGGAAGCUUUCUGUAAUGGCUUCUGAAGGCCAGUAACCAUUGUUGUGGUUGUGUUUUGUAUUGCUUGAUACCAUGAAAGUGUAAAUACUGUAAUGCCUAAUCUAUUUAUCAAAACUGACUACUGGACCAGAGCCCAGACACCGUGGGUCGAGUUACAUGUGAAUUUGUCUUCGUGAAGAAGGGAAGCUGGGCCCGGCCACCCGUGGAGCCACCGUAGUGGAUGGUGCAUCAUCCCCGUAAAUUCAUUCCUGAACUUCCCCUGUGGCAAGGCAUUCCUGGCAGCCGUGGCUUCGACUGCCCGUGACCCUGGCGUUGCUGGGGCAGGGCGGGGGUGGGGGGGUAGUUAGAGCCAUUCUCCUCCAAGUUGUGCGGACACACAGCCGGCAGGCUUCCUCUGUUAGGAGAGCUCCCAUCUGUGACACUAGAAAGCCCUUCUGAUAGCAUGGCUUCUCUGGGCUUGGCUUUGAAAUUGUUCAGCCAAAGGAAAACCCGAGAGGUCGAGUAAGAGCCCUCGCCCCGCGGGCUCACGCUUAACCUGGCCGAGCUUCGGACAGCAGCAGGCGCUCCAAUGCGUCACCUGCCCCCAGCCCCCAGGCCGGCUCAGGGUCACCUCGGGGCCGAGUCUUCGGUUGCAUCACGGCAGCCCCUGGUUCCUGCGAGUUUCGGGCUUCGAGAACGCCUCAGAGCCGCUGCGUUGUUCUGCCAAGUCUUACUGCAGAUUAAGUAAAGAUCUUAGAUGCAAAUUGCAUUUCAUCUUGUACGGCUUUGAUUUUGUUUUCACAGUGUGUUCAGUGCAGUUAUUUUGGAAGCUUGCUGGGUAGCGGUUUCCAUCCCUCUUCUCUCGGUCAGCCCUCAAGGUCUCCCUGUAGCAGCUUGCCCUCAGUUCCCUCUGCUUGUAUUUUUCUCAGCAUCUCGGAGUUCUCAGCCCUGAAAGGUGGGGGAACCUGCCAGACACCCCAGAGGUUUCUAGAGUUCUGGCCCUGUAGGUGAGCAUUAGGACCAGGCAUUCAAGGGAAGCAUCACCGGCAUCGCUCAUCCAGGCACAAGUUCCCUCCAGCUCUUGACCAGGCCCCUCCUCUGCAGGGGGAGCCCUCAGAGUGGGACCCUCAGACACGUAGGCACCCACUUCUGGCUGAGCUUCAGCUCUGCUACUCUGGGCAGUGGGGAGGGUUGGAGGGCACUCUGCAGUCGCUCACGAGGGGAGAGAAUCUUUGCACUCACACCUCCUGCCCGAAUCAGGGUUUCUGCCCUUAGUUUUCCAACGAAGCCAAGUUCCAAUCCUCCAUGCAAGAAGGAGGAAGUAGAGGGGAGUUGGAGAAGAGAGGGCAGCCUGACUGUGGGCCUCUUGAGUCCAGUCCUUGGUGCACAGCCCUGAGUGAUCGCAGUGCCUUGUCACUCACCAUGCACGUGCAGCAGAUGCGCACAUGCAAACCGCUGUAGGACGCAGUGCCCAUGGUGGCCGAGUGAAAGCCUGUCACUGGGGGGACAGCUGCUGCAUGGGUUUCAGCACACACCCGAAGGAAAGGCUUGUGGGGGGGGGCACAGAUUCGUGUGUGGCCUGUGCGGGUGACGCUUCCCGUUCUCGGGGUCGGCCUGCAUUGGGGGGCUGCGUGCUGCCACUCUGGCUUUACCAACAGGGUAUGGGCAAAUAUUUUGGAUGUGAAUGCCCUCGCAGGGCUUUCUCUCCAGUUUACACAGUGACCACCUCCCUUCCACCUGCACAGGCCGCCAAGAGAGAGCCGUUGUGUCGCGCAUGCUGACGUGCAGAGUAGGGAGUGUUAGGAGGGAGAGGAGAUGCUGUCAAACGAGGGGGCAGGCGUCCCACAUCUGGUUCACAGACAAAUGGGAAGUGGCUCUUCACUGGGAUUAGGGGGUUAAACUUAGGUUCACGCACACAUCGGCAUUCAGAAUCUUUCUUCACAAGGUUUCAGAUGUUAGCUCUUAGUAAGCUUCUUGGGGUUGACCAAGGCAAGACAAGAGGCUUUGCCAGGCCUGCUGGAAACCAGCAGUGUGGGUCCUGAAAGUUUCCCAUUUUCAUGGUAACAAAUUCACACCCAGGAUUUGCUUUAUACUGUAGAAUACUGACUCAUGAGGACAACUUGGUUUAUGCAUGAAUAUUGCAGUAUUUCCAUAUAGUAAAAUAACAUUUCUACCCAGGAUAAUAGUCAGUUUUCCAGGGAGGGAAUGAUAUAAUUUUCAUGACAAUGUCAUGUGAUGAUAGAAGUUCUCCAUUGAUGAAUCUCUAGUAUGUGUGUAUACUUUAUUUACCCAUACGUAUAUUCUAUGACCAUGAGCAAACUUGCUGUCUCUUUCAUUCGUGUCCCUGCUGAAAUAUUGGUACUAGCGACUUUAAAGUUGACAAGUCUGAUCGUAGUGUCAGUGCCACUGGAGUGGCCGGGCCAGACCGAAGGUGCAGAAAGAGCUGUGGCAGCGCACUGCAGAACCCCUGUGGCUGCCCCGAGGGCCUGCUCGCCCAGCUGUCGCUGGUCGUCAGCUGUGUGCACCCCACUGUGCCUACUGUGCACCAGCUCAGGCCCCUGCCUGGGCCUCCACGGAGCUCGCUUCUCCAGGAGGGCACCUGCUGGCUUUCCGGGGGAGAGGUCUGGGUUUUGCGUGCUGCGUGUUGUCUUCUGUCACCUUAUGCUUUGGACACAGAGGACAGGGCAGCUCCUACCACCACCCCCUGCAGUCAGAACCUGACUGGUCCAAGGCCGCUCAGGGUGGUCCAUUUCCACCCACGGGAGCGUGCAGCACGUUAGCGGCCUCCCCAAUGGCUCCAGCCUUCCGGGGGUGCUCUGGAUCCUGCCGCCUUGGCGCUCACGUCCAGCGUUCUCAUGUCCCCAGCGUCGCCAGCCCACUGACCGCCCAGACGACCACCUUCCCUGUGCGUCCCCCACGGCCCGUGUCCAACACCUCCAUACUGUUCUGAAAACCGUGGGGCUGCCUCCGUUUUCCUUGAGGUUUUGUGACUGACUUUGGCUACAUCCCUUCCCGGGCGUUUGUUUGUUUGUUUGUUAUUUUUAUUUUGCAUACCGAGGGUAUUUGGGGUGGGGUUGUUUUUUGAGAUGUGUAAUUCUUUUAUGGAGUUUUUAAAAAAGAAUUUUCAUAUUGUUUUUUCUAACAUGGCUUCAUUAAACGUUUAAGUAUUUUAAAGAUAUGUAAUAUUUGGACCAGAUGUUGUGAAUAAUAGUAGAGAUAAAGCUAUUUUAUUCUGUAUUUUUAAAACCGUUCCGUACAAAUAAAAAGCUCUCCUGGAUGCA
Oryctolagus cuniculus (rabbit) is the source of this 6576-nucleotide messenger RNA. It is a transcript of the gene SLC23A2, whose product is annotated as solute carrier family 23 member 2. The record is from RefSeq and is a predicted model, not a curated record. Gene Ontology annotation, cellular component: membrane. Gene Ontology annotation, biological process: transmembrane transport. Gene Ontology annotation, molecular function: transmembrane transporter activity. Lineage: Eukaryota; Metazoa; Chordata; Mammalia; Lagomorpha; Leporidae.